Messenger RNA from Prunus armeniaca (apricot), 288 nucleotides. NCBI's taxonomy places the organism in Eukaryota, Viridiplantae, Streptophyta, Magnoliopsida, Rosales, Rosaceae. The record is from the annotation of a GenBank genome assembly.
AUGAGUUGGGAGAACGCGUAUAAGGUGUAUGCCCCUUGUAUGUUGACGAAGUAUAAGCAUUGGGUGGCUCUAAUGAUUGAUCUGGUUAAGUGUGAAAUCAAAGUGUACGAUUCAAUGGUUUCACUUAUUCCAGAUGAGAUCUUAAAGGAAGAACUCGCCCCGCUUUCAAUUACGAUUCCAAAUCUUCUCAACACCAUCGAUUUUUAUGAAGAAGGUUUUUACGCAAACUAUUGCAGCCGAGAUUGGUGGUGUCUGUGGCCAAUAGAACGUGUGGAUGUUCCACAAUAG